AAAAUUGUUUGAAGGACACACAGCUCGGACCAUUUUUAUUUUAUAAAAUAUGACUGUAUAAUUGAAACUUACAUAUCGUAUGCAACAACACAAAAGUAAGUGAUAACGGAAAAAGCAAUAGACAUCUGGUACUGCUAAAGCUCAAUGUAAUUUAUUUUGAUAGAGUGAGAGAGGAAAAACACAAGAUAAAUAUGGAAGGGUUAUGGAAUAUAUAUACUGGAUUUAUAUUCUAUUUGUUUUGUUCCGUACCAACACAGGAAUCAGUCAUUUGGAAGAUUUUAACAGUUCCUAUAGUAUUUGGUGAAGAUGUAAACAUUAAGUGUAUUGUAUCAGCUGGUGCAUGUCAUAUCAACCAAACAAGACAAUGGACAGGUGGAAAAGGAUACAAGUUGCUUGCUUUGAAUGGGCAUACAACAGAUGACUCUAAAUAUGAGAUGAAAAUACACACUUCAGACCUAAGCUUUGACCUAACUGUGAAAAACUUUUCCGCAGAUGAUGCUUUUAGCGAAUACACAUGUUUAUGUGGAAAAGAACAAUUUCGAGACAUGCUGAUGUUAAAUAAAACUGAGAAUAUACGUAUGCCUUCAUACGACGAUAUUCAUGACAACAGCUAUGUCAAAGAUAUGAAACUAUAUCUAAAUGUGACACUAAUGAAAAUGCAUCCUUUACCAAAUUGUUCUUUGCAAUAUAAUGAUGAAACUAAAAUGCUUAAAACAAGUUCUUUUAAAAAGGGACUUCACACAUAUGACAUAAUUAUAUAUAAUGAAACUAUAAGUUUGUUCAACUUAUGCAGUAUAACUUGGUUUGUCAACUGCAUUGUUGGAGAGAAGAGCUUUCAAACAAAUCACAAGACAGAUAAAUGUGGAACUAAUAGUGAUACGAACAUUAGGAAUUUAGCAAUUGGAAUUUCCGCUGCUACAUUUACAUGUAUAUUGGUUUUCGGGUUAUUUGUAUAUCUAAAAAGAGAAUACUGUUUUAGACGUAAUGCUAACACAGAAGGAAAAGAACAGCAGUCAAGCGCAACUACUUCACGACAAGAGGAAGACGUACUCAUGUUGACAACUUCCUAACUUUAGACUCUUAAGAAUAUUUCUGUUAAUUAAAUAUGCAAGUUGUUUGGGAUUACAAAAACGUAACCACUAUGAGUUUGAGUGGAAAUAAGUGUUGCCAUAAUGACAUGAUUACUGCAUGCUGAAAAGCAUCAUUGCCUGCUGGUUUAUUUUUUUUUUUUUUUUUUUUUUUUGUCAAAUAAAUUUACACAUUUUUCAUCAAAAGUCUAUUGAAAUAAUUGAAAUAUAAUUUCAUAAAAUUAAAUGGUCAAUAAAGACUCUUCAUGAAACUUUUCCGUUAAUUGUACAGCAAUUACUAUUCAACUUUUAUAUACAAUUUCAGUGUUCAUUGUGUUUGGACUUUUGGUUUUGCCAUUUGAUUACGGACUUUACUUUUUGAAUUUUCCUCGGAGAUCGGUAUUUUUGUGAUUUUACUUUUUUCAUUCAAAACUUAUAGUUAGUUUAUGGAAGAAAUCAUAUUUUCAUUAUUUUUUAUAUUUUUGUUACAAUUUUUGUGUCGUUCAUUAGGCAGCAGGAAUCCUCUUAGCGCCUUUCAGUCAUUAAAUUUCAUUCACGUUUCAUUUACGCUACUGUAACAUACUACAUGUGCUCAAUCGUUAUACAUGGAAAUGUGUGUAAUACCAUGAAGUAGGUUUUAAAAUAGCAAUAUUGGAUAUUUAUUAUAUUAAAGUGAAUUUUUUUAUUUUAAUUUAUUAAUUUACUUCGAGCUGUAGUACUAAGAAAAAAUUACCACAACAAGUAAAUAUACAAGGUUGUAUGAAGAAGAAUUGAGACUGGCUUUGUACAGUUAAAAUGUUGGAAAUAAAGAUAAUUUGAAUGAU
This is a messenger RNA of Mytilus californianus (California mussel), 1891 nucleotides long. RefSeq lists its product as uncharacterized. NCBI's taxonomy places the organism in Eukaryota, Metazoa, Mollusca, Bivalvia, Mytilida, Mytilidae. The transcript is spliced from 8 exons. The coding region runs from base 192 to 1070 and encodes 292 amino acids. The record is from RefSeq and is a predicted model, not a curated record.